Drosophila biarmipes is the source of this 480-nucleotide messenger RNA. RefSeq lists its product as uncharacterized. Lineage: Eukaryota; Metazoa; Arthropoda; Insecta; Diptera; Drosophilidae. The transcript is spliced from 2 exons. The record is from RefSeq and is a predicted model, not a curated record. Bases 102 to 437 code for a protein of 111 amino acids.
GAAUAGAUAAAUCGUCUUCCGCUGAAAACAGUCACGCCAAAACCAAAUCGCAGUUCCUAAUAUCCAAGUGGUAAAUACGAUAAGAGACCAAUGAUAAACCAAUGGCAGAUAGACUGUGUUUUGGAAAUUUAAUUAAAUAUACAAUAUUAUCCCAUGGCCGAGUGGUUCCCAAUAAAAGCCCUGGACGACGUGGAACGGUCAUCAGUCGUAAACGCGCAUUCAUCAUGAAGUACUUCAACCUGCUGCUCAGCCUCUGCCUGGUGUUCAUGCUGUGCUCCUCGUGGGUCGCAGCCUUCUCCAGCCUUUCUCCUCCGGAACCAACUCCGCCGACUGGCUCCCCCGGCGAUGGUAGCUCCACUGGCUUCCCCGGGCCCCCGUCUGCUGAGACCACAAAUCCCUCGCCAGAGGUUACCACCAUCUAUCCCAUUUACGGAUAGAGUCAUCGUUGAUUAAUGAAUUAAAGCUUAAACUGCAAUUAUA